GGAAGUGGCGAAACACCGCUACAGUUAGAGUUGGUUAUCCGAGAUGCUGAGACGACCAUGAUCACCACUAACUAGGAUUACAGUCAUAGUUAGCCAACCAGCGCGAGAUCACUGCCGCCAUCAUUGACGUUUAACGGCACGGUAACGGUCAAACGGCGCCCGUUAACUUCUGCUGACGUCAACAGGUUCGCGAGCUGUCCCAGUCAUCUCACCUGAUCUGACACUCCAUCAUCACAUCUACUGAUCCACUGACCUGCCAGCAUGGCUAACACAGACUCCAUCAAUGUGCGGGUCCUCUCUCUGAACUGCUGGGGGAUCCGCUACCUUAGCAAACACUGUCUUCAGCGCUAUGCUAUGAUUGGAGAUAUGUUGUGCAAGGAAGAGCAUGAUAUUGUUUUACUGCAAGAGGUGUGGAGUGAGAAAGACUACCUCUCCUUGAAAAAGAAACUUGCCUGUAGUCAUCCUCACUCUCAUUACUUCAAAAGUGGAGUCAUCGGCAGUGGACUGGCCAUUUUCUCCAAACACAGAAUCCAUGAUACAUUUCUUUUUCGCUACUCACUAAAUGGUUAUCCUUACAUGGCUCACCAUGGAGACUGGUUCGGAGGUAAAGCUGUUGGGAUGGCCAUUUUAAACAUUGGCAGCCUGACUGCAAACGUCUACGUGACUCAUCUGCAUGCAGAGUACUGCAGAGACAAGGACUCUUAUCUACCUCACAGAGUGGUUCAGGCUUGGGAGCUGCAGCAGUUCAUACGCCACACAUCUGCUGGAGCAGAUGUGGUGAUUCUAGGUGGUGACCUCAACAUGCACCCUCAGGACCUCGGCAACAGACUACUGAGGUCUUACACUGGACUCCGAGACUCUUACUUAGAGACUGCUAAAUUUGAUGGAUGUGAGGACGGUGUGACUCUAAUAGCUGACAACCCGUUUAUCAGUAAAAAGGAGCUUGGCCCCUUUGAGAAGGGAAUUCGAAUCGACUACAUCCUGUUCAAGGGUUCAUCCAAAGCAGACCUUUAUUGUGAUUUCAUGUCGACCACCAAAGGCUCCGUUCAUGACCAUCCAUUCCCAUACUCCGACCAUGAGGCUCUGACCGCCGGACUUAGACUGGAAACACUCACUCCAACUGGGACUGGAAGUGACAGACAAUCAAAGAAUCAGGCCUCUGAUGCAGGGAAGUUGGCUGAGUUGGUGGAUAUAGUUACAGAGGCGCGUACUGAAGUCAAAGUAGGUUUGCACUGUGCUGAGAGGAUGCGCUACACAGCAUCACGCACCGGAGUGAUGGGCUUGGCUCUGCUCUUCCUGGAGCUGGCCAUUGCUGCUGUGCCCUGGUUGGCUCUGGGAGCAGAACAACCUUUCCCUCGUACCUCCUUCUACCUGCUGGCCGCGUUGUGCUUCGCCAUCCUGCUGACCACCUCUCUGCUGUACAUCUUCUACACCAUGGAGCUAAAAUCUCUUCAGAGCGCUGAAGACCAGAUGAGGCUGGCUGUAGGGAGCCUUCAAGAGAAGCUCAGGGGUUUUCCUUUGGCUCAGCCCCACAACGCCCAGCGGAGGCCUCCAGAGGGCCACGACCUCAGCGCCUUUAACCCAGAGGAGUAGUUCAGGAUCCAAAGUGGGCUCACUAGAGAAGCCUUUUAAGUGAGCUUAAAGAUGGAUGAAUGAGGAAGUAAUUUAAUCUCUGAAUGUGUUUUACGAUGUUGAGAUCUAGCUUUGUACUGCAGAAUGAUGGAGUUUUUGAAAGGACGUUUCUGAAAGUAGUGCAGGACACAUGCUUUGACCUUUUUUUAUACUUUUGAUAUACUCCUCUUUAGCCUUUUUUACCCCUAGAUUUCCCCUCUAUGCACCUCAACAAACAUGCUUCCUGUUACACAGUAUGUUACUUCUGUGCUACUGCUGUUCUUAAAGGUCAUAAAUGUGACCAUUUGUGUUUUAAAGCCUCAGGUCUGGCUUGCAUUCCACCCAAUAGUAGUUUCAGCGGGACCAGUUCUUUCUGUUUUAAUUUCAUGCCUUCCCUUUUAAGAUUUGGACUAAAUCAUAGAAGCACAGUGGUCUCCCCUGAACGGACGACACUCUGAAGGUUUAGAUUUUGGUCAGUAACUUUUUUUUUUUCUUUGCAGGACAGAUUAUUGUUGUUAUUCCAGUAGUGCUUAAAAAAAGGCUCUAGCAUUUCUCAGUGCUGUAUACUGUAAGAAAAGGGACAAACUCCAUCUGCACGUCUCAUGUUCACUGUCUUGCACUGGAAAUUAUCUUUAUGUUGGAAACAAUUUACACUCCUAUUUCCCAAAAUAUAGCAGUGGGAAAACACUUGAGAAUAUGUCACAUACCGUGUGAAUCACUUUUUUAAAAAAACAUCAUGUACUGUAGAAGAUUACAGAUGCUUAAUAUAUAUCUUUAGUGUGCAGUGCACGUAGUUGACUAACCAGACGAACCACUUCCUUUAAUGUAAGAUGGGAACUUGCUUAUUGAUUCAUAUUGCUGUAAAACAGUGUUAUAACUUGGCAGAAGCCUAACGAUGACUGAUCAUUUUUAAACUUUACUCUAUCACAACAAUAUUUGAAAAAGUACUUGAUAGUUCUUAAUUUCAUAAAGAUAAUAGAAUUUAAGAUAACACCUAAUGUUCAUUCCAGUUCAAAAUUGUAAUGGGCAUGAUACUGAAAGCAAUAAUAAAGAAUUUAUACUCACAAUUCCUGACUGCUGUAGCUCUGAAGAAAUGUGACAAACUCGCGGCAAAUUUCAACUGCAGACAAUAUCCACUGAUGCACAACAGAUCUGCACAUUCACCACUAGAGAGCGAUAGAAGUACAUCUGAAGGCUGAACUUUCCAAAUCAAAUCACAACAAACUGGCACUUCACCAGCAAUAACAAGACAUAUUUGCCAGAUCCCUCAUUCUGAAACCUUGGGUGUGGUACAUUGGUGCAUUUUCCCACAGUAAAUCACCAAAAGGUUCUAUUCAUACCAGGUAACCGCGUUUGGUGCCAUUAUCUCCAACAAAAUCAUUUGGCUUUGUCACAAUUAAGAACACCAGUAAGUUGGUAGAUUUGCAAAGGAAUUUCAGAGACACACCAUAAAAACAAAGAAUACAUAUGCUGCAUGCAAAUAAGGCUACACUACACCUAAUGCAAAUUAGCUCAUGCCGAGUCUUCCACCAUAGGUGCAACACUGGCCUUGCUUAGUGACAAUUUUUCAGUAAGUAUACAACAUUUUUAUCCUACUAGGUAAGCUGCUGUUUUAUUUUUACUUGUGCUUUUUUUUUUUUUACAAAAAGUCAUAUUCCUCUUUCUUGCAUGAUGUUACAGGUAAGUUAUAGUAGAUCUAAGGCAGUUCAUCUAUAUCCAAAAUAUUUUGCCUGCAUCCUAUCCAAUUCUGAUAUCCUGUUUUAGCAUUGAUGCAAAAUAAAUGGAGCAUAAUCCUUA
This is a messenger RNA of Centropristis striata (black sea bass), 3408 nucleotides long. It is a transcript of the gene smpd2b, whose product is annotated as sphingomyelin phosphodiesterase 2b. Gene Ontology annotation, cellular component: cytoplasm. Bases 262 to 1593 code for a protein of 443 amino acids. The record is from RefSeq and is a predicted model, not a curated record. Gene Ontology annotation, molecular function: sphingomyelin phosphodiesterase activity. The transcript is spliced from 11 exons. Lineage: Eukaryota; Metazoa; Chordata; Actinopteri; Perciformes; Serranidae.